CAACCACACAGACCUGACUACCCUUCCACCGUUCACUGCAAAGUAUGUAUAAUUAAUCUCCAUCCACCGAUUCUCUUUUCUCCCACUCAAUCUCGACUACACCUUCAUCGUUCACAACCAAAAGUAUGUUGCCCUCGUUAGGCUCCUCCACCCCCAAAGAAGACCCUCCUCACAAGUGAUUACCUUAAUCAAUCCUCCUUCAACCUUCAUCGCCAACUAACUAUUCUCCAACAACAUGGUUGGAGUGUCUCAACUUCAGAACAUCGUACCCGAGUUGUCCAAUCAAUCUGUCAGCCAUCCCCUCAAGUUCAUUUAAUCAGUAACAGUAGCUUACAAACCCUUUAUCUUUGUGAGCAUUGAACAAUCGGAACCCAUUUUGCCCUUUUCGGCUCAGAAGAACAAGACGAUCUCAAUCUGGGAGCAAUCCUGUCCCCGUCCCUGCUUGAAAACGAGGUUCUUCUUUGGCUCAGCUUGCUGGGAUGUUCAGAUUCGUCAGAUAAAGAGACCGACGGCGCUGGUCUCCGGCGGCGAUGGAUUCGGGCGCGAACACCGCCGGCGAGGUGUUCGACGAAAUGCCGCAAGAGAAGAGGCGAAGACUUGACGCCGGGCGCGACGAGUCGCCGUCGUCGCCGUGGGCGGGCCUGCAGGCGGACGCCCUGGGCGUCGUGCUCCGCUUCCUCCCCUGCCUGACCGACCGCGCCAGGGUGCGGUCCGUGUGCCGCAACUGGCGCGCCGCCGCCUACGGCCGCGGCGUGGCCCCGCCGCUGCCCCUGCUGGUGAUGCCCAGGUUCAGGUUCGCCAGCAUGACCCCCGGGGGCGUGCUGACGGCGACGUCGCGGCGGGCUUGGAUGCCGCCGGAGGUGGAUGCCGACCGUGCCGACUGCGUGGGAUCCUCUGGCGCGUGGCUCGUGGGCGCCAGGCAGGUCGGCGGCGAGUGCUUCUUCGUGAAUGCCUUCUCCCACGUGGUGCUCCAUCUACCGCGCCUGGGCGAUUCCGAUCACAGCCAUUGGGCCUGCUCACUGCGCAAAGUGGCGCUAUCUGCUUCACCUGAGUUGGGAACCAAGUGCAUUGUGGCUGCUUUCGCCUUCUGCAGGUCCAAGCCUGAACUGGCGCUCUGGAGACCUGGGAUGAAGUCAUGGCGUGUUUGGCAGCAUCCUUUGAUUGCUGGGCAUAUCGAUAUGGCCUUCUAUCAGGGGAGACUGUACAUGCUCUGGAGGUUCUCGCCAUCCCUCUUCGUCUUCGAAAUCGUGGAGGAUGUGCAUGGGGUCAGUUUCUCUCGUAUGAAGGAUUGUCUGCUGGAGAAGCUCCUCCCUACCCCUCUUGGAUCCAAUCAUGUAUUGAGCUGCAACAUGGUGGAGUGGCGCGGGAGACUGUUGUUGAUCAUCAGAUACUAUGGUGGUUAUCAAGUCAGGCACAGAGUUCUUAAGGUCGAAGUGUUCGCGAUGGACUUGAGCACGAAACCAAUUAGCCUCACUGAGAUCCACAGCUUCGGUGGCGACUGCAUCUUUGUUGGUUCAGGUGGCUGCAAGUCCUUUCCUGCUGGUCUGUACCGCGGAGUUGAAGGCGACCUUAUCUACUUUGUUCCUGAUCAUUACAACACUCAUGACGCAUUUGUGUACAACAUGAGAGAUGGCAAGAUAAGGCUCAUUGUUGAACCAACGCCACGCAGGAUUUGUGCACCAGUGCACAGCCUCGGUUUCCCGGUCUGGUUGUUUCCUCCCGAGUAAUCACCGUCAGGCACAAAAGUCUGAUGAACUGGGUGGGUGCUGCAGUUUGCUCUCAGAGAUAAUGUGUACUGUGACGUAUUCUGUAUGGCAACCGCAUUUGUAGGAGAAAUCUGUAUCUUGUUCCCAAUUUCCUGCCUGUAUGUAUGGUGAGGGGUUGCCCAGUUACAGAACUGAGACCAGAGGAAGAACAUGACCUCUGCAAUGCUGUUGUAUGUGCCUCGAAUGCUCUAAAUGCAAGUAUUAAACAGUGCCUGUAUGUACUGGCCUUAAGCUGCUGGUUUCCUUUGAAUUGAUAGUGGAUACAGAUCAAGCAUGAUGAAAUAUUCUGCUAUUGUUA
Messenger RNA from Sorghum bicolor (sorghum), 2064 nucleotides. RefSeq lists its product as uncharacterized. Bases 531 to 1727 code for a protein of 398 amino acids. The record is from RefSeq and is a predicted model, not a curated record. Gene Ontology annotation, molecular function: protein binding. NCBI's taxonomy places the organism in Eukaryota, Viridiplantae, Streptophyta, Magnoliopsida, Poales, Poaceae. The transcript is spliced from 4 exons.